GAAAGCGGAAACACAACGCAGAUGAUCUGGCACUGGAGCGAAAGAGAAAUGAUCAAAUAAAUAAGACAACACGUUAUUUAUUUUGCGCUAGGAGAAUAAGAUUUGUGCUGUUGUAGGGCUGUUAAUGUUAACCAUGGUCUGAUUAUUCGCUUUGCGCUAAUUUGAAUGUGAAUGUUUCAGUUUAAGGAUUAAGUUUAAGGUUAGGGCUGUUCAAGGGAUUAAAGGAGUGAUUUUGUACUGAGUCGAAUCCAUUUAGGUGAAAAAUCAGCAGAGUGGUGAUGUGAUGGCAGCUGCCAGUGUGAGUCGACCCGGCGGUUUGCCCAACACAGAGAAAUCACAGCUCACCUUAAAAGUGCUAUCAGCGAGGCCUCAGUCUCCGAAGCUCCCAGCUCGUCUGGCGCGUGGCAGCUCGUUUGUGGAGGUGACGGCUGACGGUCUGAGCACCGAGACCAAGAAAACCUGCAAACGCAGUGGAAACGACCUGCAGUGGAACGAAGACCUCACACUUAACGUGACUCCUCUGAGCCGGCUGGAUCUGAAGUUGUGGAAUUGUCACACUCUGAGGAAGGAGCUCCUGGGCAGCGCCACCAUCGACCUGCUCGACACACUGCGCACUCAUCACGGGAAAAUGGAGAACGUGGAGCUCAGUCUGGAGCUACAGAUGGAGAAUAAAGGCCUGGUUGUGUCGGGUGGAGAGCUGAACGUCUGUUUGGACGGCUUGGUUGUUGAUCUGGGAUCACUGCCCAAUCACGGUGCAGAAACCGACAAGCUGCUGCAGACAGAGUGUACCGAGCUUCUCAGGACUCAGGGCUCGGAGACGGACGGCUCGGCUAACAGCCCCCGCAGAAAUCCGAGAGCAGCAAGUGUAGAUUCUCCUGGAGCUUCAAGAGGAACAGUGCUCACUAAUGGAGAUGCAAACACAGACUCAACACACCAUAACACAGAUAAAGGUAAUCCUGUGGCAGAAGAAAAUGGGCAUAGCCAGAACACCCCUCCAUCAUCAUCACUCCGACCAGAUGCCCCUCCCGCUGACACUUCUGCCCCGCCUCCAUCAGCGGAUUCAGCUCCGCCUACACAGGAUCAAAACACACAGCCAGCUGUGGAGGAUUUACCUGCAGGCUGGGAGCAGAGAGUGUUGCCUCAUGGCCGAGUGUACUAUGUGGACCACAACACUAAGACUACUACGUGGGAGAGGCCCCUCCCUCAGGGGUGGGAGAAGCGUGUAGAUCAGCGUGGCAGGUUUUACUAUGUGGACCACAACACACGGACGACGACGUGGCAGCGGCCCACAGCCGAGUCGGUCAGGAACUUCGAGCAGUGGCAGAGUCAGCGCAGUCAGCUGCAGGGGGCCAUGCACCUGUUCAACCAGAGAUACCUGUACCAGUCGUCUGGAGCUCCGGUUGAGAAUGAUCCUCUGGGUGCUCUUCCUCCAGGAUGGGAAAAGCGUCAGGACAAUGGCAGAGUUUAUUUUGUCAAUCACAACACUCGCACCACACAGUGGGAAGAUCCUCGAACCCAAGGGAUGAUCCACGAGCCCCCGCUGCCCCCUGGCUGGGAGAUGAAGUACACUGCUGAGGGUGUGAGAUACUUUGUGGAUCAUAAUUCUCGCACCACUACCUUCAAAGACCCGCGGCCGGGAUUCGAGUCAGGCUCACGACAGGGUGGAUCUCCAGGUGCAUAUGACCGCAGCUUCAGGUGGAAAUAUCACCAGUUCCGCUUCCUGUGCCAUUCCAACGCUCUGCCCAGUCAUGUGAAGAUUUCAGUUUCGAGGCAGACUCUGUUCGAGGACUCAUUUCAGCAGAUUAUGAACAUGAAGCCGUAUGACCUGCGCAGGAGGCUCUACAUCAUAAUGAGAGGAGAGGAGGGGCUCGACUACGGCGGCAUCGCCAGGCAAUGGUUCUUCCUGCUGUCCCAUGAGGUGUUGAACCCGAUGUACUGUCUGUUUGAAUACGCCGGUAAAAAUAACUACUGUCUGCAGAUAAACCCCGCCUCCUCCAUAAACCCCGACCACCUCACCUACUUCCGCUUCAUUGGACGCUUUAUCGCUAUGGCGCUGUAUCAUGGGAAGUUUAUCGAUACGGGCUUCACUCUUCCCUUCUACAAGCGCAUGCUGAAUAAAAAACCCACGCUGAAGGACCUGGAGUCCAUCGAUCCGGAGUUCUACAACUCCAUCCUCUGGGUCAAGGAAAACGAUGUUGAGGAGUGUGGAGUCGAGCUGUAUUUUGCACAGGACAUGGAGAUUUUGGGGAAGGUGUCCACACACUCGCUGAAGGACGACGGUGAGAACCUGCUCGUCACCCAGGACAACAAGGAGGAGUACAUCAGUUUGCUGACAGACUGGCGGUUCUCACGGGGAGUGGAGGAACAGACCAAAGCGUUUCUGGACGGCUUUAACGAAGUUGUUCCACUCGAAUGGCUUCGCUACUUUGAUGAGAAAGAGCUGGAGCUGAUGCUGUGUGGGAUGCAGGAGAUCGAUCUGAGUGAUUGGCAGAAAAACACCAUCUAUCGCCAUUACACCAAGAACAGCAAACAGAUCCACUGGUUCUGGCAGGUGGUGAAGGAGAUGGAUAAUGAGAAAAGGAUUCGACUGCUGCAGUUUGUCACGGGAACGUGCCGGCUUCCCGUGGGAGGAUUCACCGAGCUGAUAGGGAGUAACGGACCACAGAAGUUCUGCAUCGACAAAGUGGGCAAGGAAACAUGGCUGCCGAGAAGCCACACCUGCUUCAACCGUCUGGACCUGCCGCCGUACAAGAACCUGGAACAGCUGCGUGAGAAACUCCUGUUCGCCAUCGAAGAGACCGAGGGCUUCGGCCAGGAGUGAGCGAGAGUGAGAGAGAGAGAGAGAGAAAGAGAGAGUGUGAGAGAGAGAGAGAGUGAGAGUGAGAGUGGACACUGACUCUACACUCCUCUCGUGCACUGUCUGAGGACGGGGACACAAAAGCCUGAGCAAGACAAAUCCACUGAUUUACACCAUCAGCGCAAGAUAUCAGCACUCUGACAUUCAUUUACACUCAUUAUAAAAAUAACAACAACAACAAUAAUAAUAAUAAUAAUAAUAAUAAUAAUAAUAAAAUUAUAUUUAUGUAGCA
Messenger RNA from Ictalurus punctatus (channel catfish), 3089 nucleotides. It is a transcript of the gene wwp2, whose product is annotated as WW domain containing E3 ubiquitin protein ligase 2. The transcript has 24 exons. The record is from RefSeq and is a predicted model, not a curated record. The coding region runs from base 284 to 2821 and encodes 845 amino acids. Gene Ontology annotation, molecular function: ubiquitin protein ligase activity; protein binding. NCBI's taxonomy places the organism in Eukaryota, Metazoa, Chordata, Actinopteri, Siluriformes, Ictaluridae. Gene Ontology annotation, biological process: regulation of monoatomic ion transmembrane transport; ubiquitin-dependent protein catabolic process; negative regulation of transcription by RNA polymerase II.